AUGAGGUGGUCAAACCUGUACAAACCCAAGCAUAGUGGGGGAUUGGGAUUCAGGGAUUUCAAGAUAUUCAAUGAGGCUAUUCUAGCAAAACAGGUCUGGAGAUUAAUGCAUCGUGAAGACUCCAUGUUGUAUAGAUGCUUGAAAGCUCGAUAUUUCCCUAAGCAUUCUAUCCUGGAGGCUCCAGUAGGCUUUAGGCCAAGUUAUGCCUGGAGAAGCAUAUGUGCAGCUCGACAUGUUAUUAUGGAUGGCUCUAGGUGGAGGGUGGGUAAUGGGAAGUCAAUUAAAAUCUGGGAAGAUGCUUGGAUCCCAGGUCAGGGUUCUGGUAUGGUUCUGAGUCCAAUCAAGAUGUUCCCCUCUGAUGCCAAAGUGGAAGACUUAAUAAUAGAUGUUGAGGCUAGAAGUUGGGAUAAAAGUUUGGUUGAAGGGAUUUUCCAUCACGCUGAGGCUAGUAAGAUCUUGAGAAUUCUGUAG
Messenger RNA from Lotus japonicus, 471 nucleotides. RefSeq lists its product as uncharacterized. The record is from RefSeq and is a predicted model, not a curated record. NCBI's taxonomy places the organism in Eukaryota, Viridiplantae, Streptophyta, Magnoliopsida, Fabales, Fabaceae. The coding region runs from base 1 to 471 and encodes 156 amino acids. The transcript has a single exon.